GGAGGCUCUUCCCGUUUUCUCCCGCCGCAGAGUCUCUCGCGGCCCCGCGCGCUCCGCAGCCUCGCUUUCGCCGCCGCCCACCGGGAGGACGGGUCAGGCCUGCCAGACUCAGUCGUGUGCUGAUGGAAGGGACAGAGGCCCGACAGCGGAGGCUGGAAGGCUGUGGCAGACCAGACGGGCUGGGGCUGCCACCUGCCCAGGGCACAGGAACACUCCCAGAGGCCUCCGAAGAUGGACAUCUGGGGGUCUUCGAGAUCCAGAAGGCGUCCCCCAAACCACUGGAGCCUGAGCCCAGCAGGGAGACCACGGUGACCAUUGGCCUCCAGGUGGCAGUGCCCUUUUUGGUUGCUGGCCUGGGCCUGUCCUGGGCUGGCUUGCUCUUGAACUACUUCCAGCACUGGCCCGUGUUUGUGGAGGUCAAAGACCUCUUGACAUUGGUGCAGCCGCUGGUGGGCCUGAAAGGAAACCUGGAGAUGACGCUGGCGUCACGGCUCUCAACAGCUGCCAACACAGGGCAAAUGGACGACCCCCAGGUGAAGCGGAGAGUCACCAGUAGCAACCUCGCCGUAGUUCAGGUACAAGCCACUGUCGUGGGGUUCCUGGCUGCCAUGGUGGCCCUGCUUCUGGGAUUGAUGUCCAAGGAGGAGUUGGACUUUGCCAAGGUGUCUUUGUUGUGUGCCAGCAGCAUCUUCACUGCCUUCUUUGCAGCCUUUGCCCUUGGGGUGCUGAUGGUCUUCAUAGUGAUUGGCUCUCGGAAGUUCGGGGUCAACCCAGAUAACAUCGCCACACCCAUCGCAGCCAGCCUGGGAGACCUGAUGGCGCUGUCCCUUCUGGCUUUGGUUAGCAGCUUCUUCUAUAGACACAAAGACAGCUGGUAUCUGGCACCGCUGGUGUGCAUCGGCUUCCUGGCUCUGACCCCGCUGUGGGUUCUCAUCGCCAAGCAGAACCCCCCCAUCAUGAAGAUCCUGAAGAUCGGGUGGCUUCCCAUCAUACUGGCCAUGACCAUUAGCAGCUUUGGAGGCCUCAUCCUGAGAAAGACCAUUUCUCAACAGCGAUACAAAGGCAUGGCCGUCCUGACUCCGGUCAUAUGUGGUGUCGGUGGUAACCUGGUGGCCAUUCAGACCAGCCGUAUCUCCACCUUCCUGCAUAUGUGGAGCACCCCCGGGGUCCUGCCCCUCCAGAUGAAAAAGUUCUGUCCGAACCCAUGUUCCACUUUCUGCACCUCAGAAGUGAACUCUGUGUCAGCCCGAGUCCUGCUCUUUCUGCUGAUCCCAGGCCAUCUGAUUUUCUUCUACAUCAUCUUCCUGGUGGAAGGCCAUUCAGUGACAAACAGCAAGUCCUUCCUGGUGUUUUAUCUGCUGGCGUGCCUGAUCCAGGUGAUAAUCCUACUGUACCUGGCAGAAGUGUUGGUUCGUCUGAUCUGGCACCGGUCCCUGGAUCCUGACAACCAUUGUAUCCCCUACCUCACAGGGCUGGGGGACCUGCUGGGCACUGGCCUCCUGGCACUCUGCUUCUUCCUCGAUGAACUCCUGGGGAGCAAAGCAGAGCUGGCUGGCCUCUCAGAACUGGCCUCCGUGCCUCCCUGACCGAGCCCAGCCAGAUGCGGCUCGCAGUGGAACUUCCUUACACCGACGGGGUCCAUGGUGGAGUCUGCUGUUGUUUAGGCCUUGGGCUGGUUGCCAGCCUGCCUCUGUGGUGGCCUUGUCAAUGUGCCAAAGUGCCCACACACCUUGACUCUGGAGCUGAUCGAUAAGUUCAAGACAGCCCUAAAAUAAACAGGAACUUUGCUUGCGAGUGUGUGUGCACCUGGAAUGCAUGUGGAUGUGCCUACACGUGUGUGGAGGGCAGCUGUUCCGAGCUGAGCAAGAGGCAUGCUGACCAGCCGAACCUGGAUUAGAUGGAGCCAGCUGGGGCCCCUUUGUGUUCCCAGGUCUCAGGACUGCUGCCAUCACUGGACUCCGCUCGCUGGGCUGUGCUGCUGUUACCCACCACAAAUGUGCACCCCUCCCUGGGCCGGCCCCAGUCCCCCUCACCUGUUCCACAAUUUAAUCUUCUUGCUGCUUUCGUUUUAUUUCCCUAUUGUUUUUUCACAGAGCCCUCUGUUUAGGCUUCAGCAAUGAGACAAGUAAUAAAUAAAGCACAGAUGAGACCGUG
Molecule: messenger RNA, 2154 nt
Organism: Jaculus jaculus (lesser Egyptian jerboa)
Lineage: Eukaryota; Metazoa; Chordata; Mammalia; Rodentia; Dipodidae
Gene: Slc41a3
Product: solute carrier family 41 member 3
Exons: 11
Coding region: 123-1586 (487 amino acids)
Biological process (GO): monoatomic cation transport
Cellular component (GO): plasma membrane
Molecular function (GO): monoatomic cation transmembrane transporter activity
Source: RefSeq, a predicted model, not a curated record